AUGGCCAUCCUUAAAUUACGAUUGAAACACUCUCUAUCACUGAUAUUAACCAAUAAAUACGCCAAAACUAUAUAUGAUCAUAUCUAUCUAUCUAUCUAUCUAUCUAUCUAUCUAUCUAUCUAUCUAUCUAUCUAUCUAUCUAUUCUAGCCUGUUCCUUCCUAUCUAUCUAUCUGUCUAUCUAUCUAUCUAUUGGGUUUAAACAAAAACUGUUUAGUGUUCAUCAUUUUAAACAAAGGCGCCAUUCAGGCAAUACUACUUCAGUGACCAACUUAUUCUUUCUUUCUUUCAUCGAUUCUUUCUUUCUUUUUGUUCAUUCUUUGUUUUUCUUUGUUUAUCUCACUUUCUGUCUUUUAUUCUUCCGUCCUCUUUCUUUCUCAAUUUCAUAUUUUUCUUUGAUUCCUUGUAUUGCUUUCUUUCUUUCUUUCUUUCUUUCUUUCUUUCUUUCUUUCUUUCUUUCUUUCUUGUCCUCUCGCUUUCCUGUCCUUAUUCUUUCUUAUCUCUUUUCCAUAGAAGACUUAUAA
Acanthosepion pharaonis is the source of this 522-nucleotide messenger RNA. NCBI's taxonomy places the organism in Eukaryota, Metazoa, Mollusca, Cephalopoda, Sepiida, Sepiidae. The record is from the annotation of a GenBank genome assembly.